Amaranthus tricolor (Joseph's coat) is the source of this 1550-nucleotide messenger RNA. RefSeq names its product LOB domain-containing protein 1-like. Lineage: Eukaryota; Viridiplantae; Streptophyta; Magnoliopsida; Caryophyllales; Amaranthaceae. The record is from RefSeq and is a predicted model, not a curated record. The coding region runs from base 228 to 806 and encodes 192 amino acids. The transcript is spliced from 2 exons.
AUGUCCAACCCCAUGAAAGUCCUACUACUUCUAAGUCCCAACUUCCAACCCCCCAAGACUUGUACAGUUCUAAUUCUUUACAUAUAUAAAUAGAAGUAUGUACUUUACUUUGCUAGGAAAACUACAUUCCCCUACUUUCCUUGAUCUUCUCUAUCAAAAAAGAAAAGCUGUUUAUUUCCCUCCAUAUUCAACCUUUUUCAAGUUUGUUCUCUGAUUUUGUUUUGACCAUGGUUUGCAGUGACUCUGUUUCUCCUUCAUCCCCUUCUUCUCAAAUCACUCCUACGCCGAAUUCCCAAACUGCGACUGUGAUUGUCAGCCCUUGUGCUGCCUGUAAGAUCCUUCGCCGGAGAUGUGUUGACAAAUGUGUUUUGGCCCCUUACUUUCCUCCCUCUGAGCCUCUCAAGUUCACCAUUGCUCAUCGUGUUUUUGGGGCGAGCAAUAUUAUCAAGUUCCUCCAGGAACUGCCAGAAUCACAAAGGACAGAUGCAGUGAGCAGCAUGGUUUACGAAGCAAAUGCAAGACUAAGAGAUCCAGUUUACGGGUGUGCUGGCGCAAUAUGUCAGCUUCAGAAACAAGUGAACGAGCUACAAGCACAGUUAGCCAAGGCUCAAGCCGAACUUGUGAAUAUGAAAUGUCAACAAACCAGUCUUUGGGCGUUAAUUCGCAUGGAAAUGGAUCAUUCUCCUCCGUCCAACACCUCAUCUAAGUCACAGUCGCCUGAACAUCCUAACAGCUUGAGUAAUUAUGAUUGCUUCAUUGAUGACAACAAUUUAGAAGGGUCGCUUUGGGAGCCUCUUUGGACAUGAGUGUAGUCCCACAUGGACCCUCCAUGGUGGAUCGAGUGGAGCGAAUGGAGAAAAAUUGGAUAAAAAUGAGUUUUUUUUAAGAAAAUUUCGAAAUAACUUUCAGAAAAUUUUAAUUCUCAAAAUAAGUGUCUCCGUGUCUGAGCUUAAGGUCAAGAGAAAAAAAAAUUACCAUGACUUUAUCCGUUAUUAUUAACAGCGAAUAAAAAAAAGACAAAGGUUUUGACUUUUUUUGACCAGUUUUUUGUUCGCUAUUAAAAGCAUCGGACAAAUAGAUGAUCUCAGUUUUAAUAUGGAGACGCUUACUUUGGAAAUUAAAGUUUUUCGAAGCUUAUUUUGAAAUUUUUUUCAAAAAAAAGUUGUUUUUUUUUUCAAAUUUUCGCAAAUAGAUUUAGAAAAAUCAAUGCUCCAAUCAAUCCAAACAUGAUCCAUUGACAUCUCUACUCAACUCCCAGCUAAAUUUAGCUAUAAUGAGCACAGGAGAUUUACUAUAUAUGUAUAAUAUUAUUAUUAAAGUAAUGAAGCAAAGUAGCUUGGGGUCAUAGUUGUAUGAAAAGGUUAGGUUAUAAUUUUAAAAAAUAUAAUGUAGUGGUGUAAUGCUAAAGUAGAUUAGAAGUCUAUCCACUCAUGUAAUCUUCAACUCCAUGAGACAUGAGAUUUGUCAACUUUGUAAGUUUUUUUCUUAUCAUGUUCUUCAUAAUUCAAAUAUAAAACUACUUUUUGGUAACCUAAUAUCACUAUGUAAUG